CAGAUAACAUGUUCAAAUAUCGCUAAAAAUGUACCAUGCAUAUUAAAACAUCAGGGAUUUCCAUAUGGUGUAUCAAGACAAAUUAGUUAUUAUCCAAGCGACAAACGACAAAAUGGCUACCCUGUUACCAUGAAGGUGUGGACUGAUGAGGAUUUACAAGUCCAUUACAAAGUAUGUCAGCAAAUUAUCGGCUCGAGAGGGAAACGGAUAAAAAAACUGAAAUCAAAAACUAAACUUAAUUUUACAGUUACCGCCAACAAAGUAAGUGACCAUUUACUGGUAAGUGGGACAAAUGCCGAAGAAGUGAAUAUUGCAGUGGGAGAAAUAAAAAACGAAAUUGCAAGGAUACGCGAAUCUCUUCAAACAGAAGUUCUGUUUGAAAAAGUCUUCACAGAUGAUGAUGCUGAUAUUCAUAACAGCAUAUGUAAAUUGUUUAUUGGCAAAGGAGGACAAACAUUCGACAAGUUCUUUAGAAAGACUGGUAUUGAUUUCCACGUUGACACCAAGGAACAUGGAUACAUAACUGUAUCAGGGAGUGAAGCAGUGAUAAAGAUCGCUGUGGAAAAAGUAAAGGAGGAAGUAGAUAGAAUAAGAACUGAAGUGAUUGGACGUUUUAGUGAAAAUGUGCCUACAGAUCCAGAUAAUUCUGUCCAUGCAGACAUUUGUAGAAUUUUCAUUGGGAAAGACGGAGAAAACAUCAAAAGAUUGCUGAAGGAAACUGGAAAUAAAUUUGAAAUAUAUUCCCACAGAGGUAACCAGUUCGUUGUCAGUGGGACUGAUGGUGAGAUGUUGAAGGAUGUAGUUGAAAAAGUAAGAGAGGAAGUGGACAAAAUCAGAAAGCAUGUACGGAGGCAAACUGCGGUGACAAAACAGAUAUUUACAGACAAGGAUGCUGAUGUUCACCAGAGCAUAUUUUCAACAAUUAUUGGCAGGAAUGGACAAAACCUUAAGACUUUGGAAUUAGAUUCUGAGGUUAAUUUUGGUCAAAAAUAUGACCCAGAGCGAGGAGAGCAUUUUCUAACCAUCUCUGGAGUUAAUGAUGAAGUUGUAAAACAGACAGUUGAGACAUUAACGGAGGAGGUGGAAACAGUAAGGAGAUUUAUUUUGAGCUCUGUCUCAAAAAAGGUUAUCACUCCUGGGAAUGAUGAGGAAUGUCAGAAGAUAUUUGCGAAUAUCAUUGGCAAAAGUGGUGUGAACAUUGAAAGAUUGCGAUUGGAGACUGGAACUCAAUUUGAUAUUUAUACAAGGAAAGGUGAAAAUGCUUUGUAUGUUGUUGUAACUGAUGCUGAAGAUUUAGGAAAUGUAGCUGAAAAAGUGACACAGGAGGUUGACAGAAUACUUCUUUUUCUACAGACACCCAUCAUAAAAAAGGUACCAACAGAUACCAAUGAUUCUUUUCAUAACAGGAUUUGUAGAAAGCUAAUUGGCACCAAAGGAAAGAAUAUCAAAAGACUGAUAUUAGAGUCUGGUCUCAUUUUUGAACUUGAUGUAACAGAAAAAGGUCAUGUGCUGGUGUCCGGGACAGAUGAUGAAAUGGUUAACUUGGCAGUAGAGAGAGUGAAACAGGAGGUGAAAAAUAUAAAGCACGCUUUCAAUACCAGAAUCACAGAGAGAGUGUACACAGAUGAAGAUUAUGAUUUUCAUCAAAAGAUUACUGGUGCCUUUCUAGGCACAAAAGGAGAAAACAUCAAAAGAUUAAUGUCAGAAAUUGGACAUGAGGUUGAAAUACAGGUUCAUAAAUUUAGAGUUGGUUAUUUUCUUGUGCACGGCAGUGACUGCGCAGAGGUGAUUUUAGCAGCUGAUAAAGUCGCAAAAGAAAUAAAAAGAAUCAAGAAAGAGUUAGAUUUAGACUAGGAUAUUGGACUUUGAAACACUUUAACUGAAAUUCAAUCACAGAUAAACAGGUUAUUAUAAUAGACAUAUUUUUUUUAAACACUGUUGAUAACUUGGAGAAUUUUGGGAAAUUCUAUAUACCAUUUUGGGGCUCGCCCACGUUUUUAGAAGCCUGGAUAUUUCCUAGCCAGAAGAUAUGUAUGUCGGUGAUAAAAUUUAUAUACAUUUCUUUGAUGUGCUUGACUGUUAGCAUGAAAGGCUUUUACAAGAAUCCGUGAUUGUUUGAAGUAACAGAACAAAUUUUUCCUUCCCAAAUACAAAAGUUACCAAAGUUGAAGGUAGGAGAUGCAGUUGAAGUUACCAAUAUUCAUGAACAUGUUUUGUAUAAAAACGGCAGUUGAUGGGAAAAAAAAGAAAAUUUAGAUUUGGAUGUUCCUUGGGACAGAUCGAUGUUGUGAAAGUAGUGAAAUGAUAUACUAAGAAAAAUUUAUUUUUCAACAGUUCAAACAUAGGGACCUUAAUUUCCCAUUCAAAGUUUAAUCUAAAGAUAAUAUAGAUGUAUCUGUCACAGAGAUCAUGAAAACACUUUAUAUUUUCUUUAGAAACAAAUUCCUGUAGAGGCUUAUCUGGUGUUAGCCAACAUUACGGUUUACUUAGGGAUGUAAACUGGAAAUACUUGGAACAUUUGACCAUUGUUAACUCUACAUGCAUCCAUCUUUUGGGGAACUACAGUAAAGUGUGUGUCAAAGAGCAUAGUUCAAGGCCAUGUUCAACUUGAAAUAAUCAUUAGACACGUGAGUGGAUGGUUUUUUGUAUUAAUUAACACUUCCACUAUGGUGAUAGCGAGUUGGAAUAUUAAAUAAUGUGAAUUGA
Molecule: messenger RNA, 2706 nt
Organism: Ylistrum balloti
Lineage: Eukaryota; Metazoa; Mollusca; Bivalvia; Pectinida; Pectinidae
Exons: 1
Coding region: 130-1854 (574 amino acids)
Biological process (GO): regulation of gene expression
Cellular component (GO): cytoplasm; nucleus
Molecular function (GO): mRNA binding
Source: RefSeq, a predicted model, not a curated record